AGUUUUUAUAUGAUAAAACAUGACAACUCUAUAUGAAAGGCUAGGCCUAUCGACGUGAAAAGUAUAUUGUCAAAUAAUUCGCAAGAUCUCACAAAUUCUGGGAAGAGCCACACCAUUUAAUUAGGGCAAACGAGGUCACUCGUGAGCAGUUCUACAAUCCACAUGACCAAAAUUAGUGACAUUUCGAAUGAGAGGCUUGAUCUUUUUGAAGAUCAGAUUUCGAUGGGAAUUGUUCAACCGGAUGAUGCCAUAGCCUAGGGCAGGCCAUGUCAAUCUGUGAUAAAGAAAAGUGUUAUUGUAUCCUUUUGGGUUUGUAUAACCUAAACUCCAGGACUGCUUGUUUGUGCUUGUAGCCUAGUAUAAUUUUAACCUGCAUCGGUGCAUUUAGCUUCUGGACUGGGGUGUAGCAUUCGAUUUACUUUGGCUACGUAAUUUAGGCCUAGGCUACACGUUUAAUUUAGCUUAUGAUUGAUUUAGCCCACAUACCCCCUCCCUUUUUUUAUGGCUAUGUGGGGCUUCUAAGGAGGUCGAGGAGGUUCUACGACUAUCGGUCAAAAUGCGGUGGGGAAAAAGAGGGGGCGCCGCAGAGUUCAAUGCAUUUUAAUGAGUGAGGACUGCCUAUCUGCAGACCACUCUCCUAAACCGACGCCGUCAUGUCAAACAACACCGCGAACAGCAAUUUGGUUACAGCGCAAAAAGCCGUCAAACAACUACGGCUGGAAGCCAGCGUCCGCAGGAUCAAGGUAUCACAGGCUGCUGCCGACUUGAAGACUUUCUGUCUGCAAAAUGCACAUAAAGACCCUCUACUGAUGGGAGUUCCGUCUAGCGACAACCCAUUUCGCCCUCCAAAGUCCUGCGCUCUUUUCUGAGUAAUCCUGGGGGUGUAAAGCUUGCUGAAAUGUUUCUGAUUACCCUUCCGCUCCCCCACACCUCUCUCCCCACUCUCACCCAAUGCUGGAAGAUUUGGAAAAUGCAUAAAGAAAGUGAACGUGGGGGCAUCUCUACUCUUGAGACAACACACGAAGAAAGUGGUAAUGUGGGGCCAUCUAUACUCUUGAGACACCACAUGAAGAAAGUGGUAAUGUGGGGCCAUCUAUACUCUUGAGACACCACUGUAUAGUCACUCCACUCUGUACCAUGUUAAGACGAUAUUAUUGUCAUGAUGAAGUUCCACUUUUAUGCUUUUGUCAUGUUACAUUUGUUGUUGUUGUUUUUUUAAAACUAAGUUUUCUGCAGUGAAAUGUUUCACAUCACACUGUCAUGAUACUUUAUCUGCAUUGUUAAGGUUUGGUUCUUGUAUUUUCAUCAAGAGCAGUGUAGAAGGGCAGCCUUUCCCAGAGAAUUCCUAUCUUUUUCCAUGCAAGCACCCUCUUGAUACUAGAGGUAUGAUUUUUAUAUCUUCUGUGCUAAUUGUGUUUAUCUGUCAUUUCACACAAUUCUGUUAAACUUUUGCACAAGCAUCAAAUAUAUGGAGUGGGAAAUUGCACACAAAAAACUGACUAUUUGUACUGAGAAGAUUGUGCCAAUUGUGCAAAGGAGUUGAGGCAGAUUGUCAGACACUUGAGAAUAAAGUAUCAUUCUUCUUG
Alosa sapidissima (American shad) is the source of this 1586-nucleotide messenger RNA. RefSeq lists its product as uncharacterized. The transcript has 3 exons. Gene Ontology annotation, biological process: G protein-coupled receptor signaling pathway. Gene Ontology annotation, cellular component: heterotrimeric G-protein complex. Gene Ontology annotation, molecular function: G-protein beta-subunit binding. NCBI's taxonomy places the organism in Eukaryota, Metazoa, Chordata, Actinopteri, Clupeiformes, Clupeidae. Bases 654 to 869 code for a protein of 71 amino acids. The record is from RefSeq and is a predicted model, not a curated record.